AUGAAGCCCAAGGGCCCGCUGGCCGGAUGCAGCCUGGCGCCCUCGAGCAGCACGCGGAAAAGGACAGGGAGGCCCUGCCGCCUAACCAGCGUCCCGGGCCCCCGUCGUGCUCGGCCUUCCUCUGCCUCCUGUUGCUGGCCUCUGCUCCCCCUCUACCCAUACCCAUACCCGUACCCAUACCUGGCGGUACACUGUGUAGCAGCAACAGCUAUCGCAAGCCAUCUCUCAGCGCGCGUGUUGCCCAACCUACUUACUCACUCAUCUCGCCAUGACAAUCAAACAGAGCCAUCAAGCUAUCUUUGCGCAACACAUCAUGCCAUGACACGACAUGGCAUUGACGAGAUUGAUUCCGCAACCACCACCACCACCAUCAUCACUCCCUGCUGGCUGUCUGACGACGACGACGCCGCCGCCGGAACGCCGGCCUGGGGGCCAAGGAGGGGGCUGCUUCAAUCCCUCGCCCUUUUCUUCUUUAUCCUGCGAGAAGCCCUGAGACGCCAACAGGGAUCGACGCAAACACCCGACACUCAAGGAAUAGUCAAGACGUUGGUGGGAAGCGCAUUCAUCUUGGGAAAACAUGUUCCAAGCCGUUACCAAGAAACAAGUCUCGCUUUCCACCCGCCAUCCCGGCAGCGCUGCCUGUCCACCAUGCAUCGGCUGUGCUCGUGUCCUACUCAUGGUCCUACCGUGUGCCACCGCCUGUCCCACUCGACUUGAUGGUUGCUUUUCGAAUCGCCCGUCCGUCAUAUCCACCAUCCACUAUGAUUGAUGAUGAUGAUGAUGAUGAUGAUUGUUGCUAUCCAAAAGUCCGUGCAUCAGCAACACCGGGGUUGCGUGUUGCUGCUGCUGCUGCUGCGUGCUAAACGAGGCCCGCGGACGAAUCCCGACGAUCCUGCCUGCGCCCUACACUUUGUGAAUAGCCGUCGUAUGAAGUCAUGCCUGCUGUCCUGCGCACGGUCGAAGAAUACAACAAUCCUCCCUCCCUCUACCAUCUCUACCGUAUCUACUAUAGUAUCAUCCUUCCUUCUUCUUCUUCCCGCAGAGAUUUUCAGGAGACCCGCUCCUUUCCUGUUGAGUCACCGCUUGCGUCGCCUCGCUACCCAACCUCAUUGGAACGGGGCCUCACGGUCUGACCUCACCGCCGCACGGACUGUCGUUUACCCUUUCUCCAUUUCUUUUCUUUUCUUUUCCUCCAAAUUGUCCCAACUCCUUUUUCGCUGCCGAUCGACUGCUAGCACGUUUUCU
Molecule: messenger RNA, 1245 nt
Organism: Periconia digitata
Lineage: Eukaryota; Fungi; Ascomycota; Dothideomycetes; Pleosporales; Periconiaceae
Source: the annotation of a GenBank genome assembly